UCAAGGUUUUGUCCAUCUCUUCCUCUUUCUCCUCCUCCUCUUCUACCAUGGGGCUAUGCGUCAGUGAUGCGUACCCGAGCAAUGCUGAUGCCUCCACCUCUCAUCAGUUCACAGACCCAGUUUACUCCCUACCACUACUGCCACCAUCUGAUGAUGCCUCCACCAGUAUCUAUCGGAAUAUUGUCUGCAAGAAUUCCCUCGUCUCGGUGCCCAUGCUAGCCCCAGAGGUCACCACUCUACCUGCCUUACUCGAGUUUGCUGGGGCCAUGAAUGGCCAGCGACCUUUCCUUGGGGCACGCCAUGGCCCAUCUUACUGCUUUAUGACCUACCGUGAUUUCUAUAUCCAGGUGUUACGCCUGGCCAGUGGUAUCCAGCAUUUGGGUGUAUGCCAGAAGAUAGCCUUCGAUGAUGAGCCCUACAAGAUGCUCUUUAGAAUGGCAGGCAUUUACGGUAGCAGCUGCAUCAACUGGGUUAUCACUGAGUUUGCAUGUCACACUGCAGGAGUGACAGUAGUACCCUUGCAUGAGGAGAUGUCCCCAGCCCUGGUCUCCUAUAUAAUCUCUGACACACGUAUGGCUCUACUGUUCGUCACUAAGCCUCGACUGGAGUCAGCCUUGAAAUGCAGUGGGUCAGCAGCACACAUCAAGUGCAUCGUAGUGAUCGAUGUUGACAACCGAAGGGAGAUAGACCCAUCUCUGCUGGCCCAGGCAGAAGCACUUGGUAUCAUGGUACUCACUCUACCCUAUGUCCUUGCUUUGGGACAAGGCAGACCGUUCUCCCCUUAUCCAUCGACUCCCUCUGAUGUGGCCUUGAUAAACUACACGGGAGGCUCGACAGGAGACCCCCUUGGGGUCAUGAUCACACAUGGGAACUGCAUCGCUUCUAUAGGGGCCCUUACAGAGUCCCGUGAGAGUGGCAAUAGCAGCAGCACCCCAGCACUUCAGCCCUCACCGCAGGACUGUAUUGCCUCUAUGCUCCCCCCAUCCGAGGGUCUCGAUAGGACCAUCACUUACCUCGCCAUGUACUCUGGUAGCUGUAUGGGCUUCAUCAGCAGUUGCCAGAAGGAGCAUACAGGAUCUCAACUAGUCUCGGACAUCACCGCUCUACAGCCGACAAUCAUGAUCACCGAGCCUGUCGGUCUGGAGUGCCUCGUCAACACUGUAUUGCCGAGUAGAGGCUCUAAGGGUCGCUGGCCCGCCUGGAUACGACGCUCUGCUCGGCUCCCCAUCCCUGUGAAACGGUCAAGCCCCCCGACGGUGAAGUACAACCGAGGUGCAUUAGGAGGCCGAUUGCGAUUGGUGCUCAGCGGUGGGCGCCUAUUGCCUGGACACCUUCAUCAGACCGUCAAGGCCUUCUUACGGUGUCCUCUCAUCAACUGCCUUACCAUCCCUGAGUGUGGCGGUAUCGCCCUCCUCACCAAUGAGGCAGACUACCGCUGUGGGCUGGUCGGAGGGCCUAUCGCAAGCCUCGACAUGCGACUGGUUGACGCCUCAAUGGAAUGCGGCCUCCGAGACUGCUGUGUGGCCCAUGUUGAUGUCCAGAGUUGUGAGCUGAGGCCUCGAGGAGAGCUCUGUGUUAGAGGCAACAGCGUCUCUCCAGGGUACUUCAGAAGGCCGCAAGCUACACAAAUCCGCUUCGAUUCGGCUGGAUGGUUCCACACAGGGGACGUGGUCGAGGUCCUCCCUGCCGGAGCUGUGAAGCUGUUCGACGAGAGGAUCAGUGACCAGCUGGACCUCGGCGAUGGACGGAUGAUCUCCGCUAGCCGGGUAGAGCUGGCCUAUGAGAGGCAUUGCAAGGGUAUUGAACAGUGUGUGGUGUUUGGCUCCUCUCAAGCCGAGACUAUGAUAGCCCUAGUGGUACCAUGCGUGGAAGCUGCUAAGAUGUGGGCCACUGAAGCGGAGAUACUCUUCCAUGUUGACGAGCUCCUGGAGUCUGACUGGCUGAGAGAUAGAAUAAUCAAGGAGAUGGGGACACUACCGCUGGACGUCCUACCAAAAGGGCGCAAGUAUCGGGUCCAUGAGGUGGAGCUCAUCAAGGAGCCCUUCUCGGUGGCCUGUGGGACCAUUACGGCCUCGGUAGGCCGUCGAUACAGACGGAGCGAGAUAAUGCUCCAGAAUCGGGACAAGAUAGAGACUGCGUUGCGUCGAUUGCCCUUACUACUACCACCAGAGAAGUGCGCAUAUCAGCCUAAUAUUACGGAGCUCGUCACCCCUCGUAAAAUGACGCUAAAAUACGGUGAUGACAUCUUUACUGGGAGUACGGCACUUUGCAGCGACUGGCGACGGCAGAGUGCCUCUACGCCGGAGACUCAAUCGUAUGGGGGGGACGAGCCCCAUCUGAGUGUAUAAGACAGCAGCUGCCUUAUAUGCAAGUUCCAGUCCGUUCCCCUCGUGUGUGUGAAUAUUUUAAAGUAAUCCAUUUUGAAGAUUUUGUAAGUUUCCCUGUAUGCGUGUGAACGGCUACCAUCAUGCCUGUGGUGGUGAGGCUCAAAGUCGCUAAUCGAUUGAGCAGCCAUUACCUUCCAUCCCACUAUCAUGUAUAACCGUCCUAUAUUGACAUCGCCGUAGCUAGUUGAAUCGUUCGGAAACUCUGACAUACUCAAUUCUAUUC
Perkinsus marinus ATCC 50983 is the source of this 2610-nucleotide messenger RNA. Its product is annotated as long-chain fatty acid CoA ligase, putative. Bases 48 to 2348 code for a protein of 766 amino acids. NCBI's taxonomy places the organism in Eukaryota, Perkinsozoa, Perkinsida, Perkinsidae. Gene Ontology annotation, cellular component: endoplasmic reticulum; membrane. The record is from RefSeq and is a predicted model, not a curated record. The transcript has 23 exons. Gene Ontology annotation, molecular function: long-chain fatty acid-CoA ligase activity.